AUGCUCAAGAAAAUCCGGCACUCGCUGAGAUGCUUUCCAAGACACCGGUGUGACUGUGACGAUGACAGUCAAUGCUCGGGAGACCAAUCUAAUCACCCACGGGCAAGGGUACCAAAGCGCGCCCUGCGUCAACCACUUCCUAAGAAUGCUGCGAAAAGCGCGGCUCCAGCUAACCAGCCUGGUGAAGAUGGCAGCGAAGAUGAGGAUAGCAGCGGUGAUUAUGAUCCCCAAGCUCCCCCGCCCAGCAACGUUCCUCUGUCCACCAAGGGUUCGCACACAGGCGUAACACCUGCGAUGAGUGAGACAAAUCUUGAUGAGUCUUCGUCUAGCGAUGACCCAUAUUCCCCCUCAACCAGAAACCCCUACACAAACAGCCCGGGGGUAAGUGAUACUGGUUCCCACAAACCUUCAUCUGGCGACGACUUUUAUUCCGUCGGAACAAAGAAUUCACACACAGGCAUUAGUCUCGAGAUGAGUGAUCCCAACCCCAGUGAGUCCCAAUAUGAAUCAUUUUCAGAUUCUGAAGAAAGCUCUUCUCCCCUGAGAGCGUCUGGUAUAAGUGAAUACAAUACCGAUGGAGAUGACUAUAAUGGAGCUGACGAUGAAAGCCUCGACCUAGAUCUGGAUGAAGUAAUGUACGAUGCGGAAUACUCCAGCGGAUGGUCGAGCACUUCUAGCGACAGGAGACGCCGGCGUUCUCUAGAUAGUCAAGCGCAAACCGAUGCUGAACACAGGGGUCUUUAUGGAUCCAGAGGCAGUAGCGGCAGCAGCAAACGCCAGCGUCUUGACGACUCAUCCGACACUGCAAGCGGUAGAGUGAGAACCGGCAUCGAACUGACAGUGGAGGACGUCACCAGGUACAGAAAUAAAGGAGCCCAAUACCAAGCAUGGAUUGACGACCCGGAAGAGCCAGGGUGCCAAAUCCAACCGGCAACAUUAAAUAUAGAGGAGAUGAUUGAUAAAAAACAACAGGUGCCUUGGAAAGUCCAUGAAUCUUAUUUCAUAGCCGAGCCUAUGGCACUACAAGGCGGCGAUGUUGAGUCGAUGAAUAUUGAUCGAGGCGGUCCGCGAUACCGCUACACACACCUCCGACAGGAUCCGGGGCCAAACACACUCGAAGCUAACGAAUUUGAGCAUCGGGUUACUCGGGGUAUUAUUAUUGCCGAGAGACUCUAUAGGGAAGACGGUCCUCAUUGGAAUGAGGUCGCUCGAGCCCAAUACUUGCUUGAUUUUAAUUUGAAUACUCUGAGGUAUGUUGUCUUUACUGAUAUCGGGAACGAAGAAACAGGUCCAUAUAUACGACACGAACUAUACCCUAGAUUGGGUGUUAGAUGGUCACAGGCAAGAGACGUUGAGUGUAUGAAGUUUGAGCAUGGUAGUGCUGAGUAUCAAGAACUCCUCGGGACAAAGUUGGGUAAAGCUAUGGCUUGUCUUAUCCUUUCUUCAUUCCCUAGGGGUACGAUGAAGAUCACUCGUAUUGCCACUUGGUGUAAUUCGACUGCGCCGCAGAUGCGGUUCGAGAUUGAACCUGUUAUUGCUGCAUGA
This is a messenger RNA of Penicillium roqueforti, 1545 nucleotides long. RefSeq lists its product as uncharacterized. NCBI's taxonomy places the organism in Eukaryota, Fungi, Ascomycota, Eurotiomycetes, Eurotiales, Aspergillaceae. Bases 1 to 1545 code for a protein of 514 amino acids. The transcript has a single exon. The record is from RefSeq and is a predicted model, not a curated record.